Messenger RNA from Triticum turgidum subsp. durum (durum wheat), 873 nucleotides. The record is from the annotation of a GenBank genome assembly. Lineage: Eukaryota; Viridiplantae; Streptophyta; Magnoliopsida; Poales; Poaceae.
AUGGCGGGGCUGUAUGAGAAACCGUCGGAGACGUACGCCAAGAAGCGGCCGCGGUACCCCAAGGAGUGGUUCUCCAUGCUCGCCUCCCUCACCGCCGGCCACCACCGCGCCUGGGACGCCGGCUGCGGCAGUGGCCAGGCUUCCGUCAGCAUCGCGGAGCACUACGACGGCGUGGUCGCGACGGACGUGAGCGAGGGCCAGCUCCGCCACGCCAUCGCGCACCCCAAGGUGCGGUACCUGCACACGCCGGAGGACCUCCCGGAGGACGACCUCGUCGCCCUGGUCGGCGGCGAGGGCUCCCUGGACCUGGUCAUCGUGGCGACCGCGAUCCACUGGUUCGACGUCCCGCUCUUCUACGCCGUGGUGAACCGCGUCCUCAGGAAGCCCGGCGGCGUCCUCGCCGUGUGGGGGUACAACUACGACAUCCACCCGUUCGGGGACAAGCUGCACGGGACGCUGUACCCGGCCAUGCGGCCGUACAUGGACCCGAGGACGAGGCUGGCCAUGGAGCGGUACCGCGAGCUGCCGUUCCCGUUCGAGCCCGUCGGGGUGGGCCGCGAGGGCGAGCCGGCCGACGUCGACAUGGAGGCGGAGAUGACGCUGGAGGACCUGGCCGGGUUCGUGAUGACCGGCUCCGUCGCCACCACGGCUAGGGAGAAAGGGGUGGACCUGGAGGCGCUUGUGAAGGGUGUGAUGAAGGAGGUGGAAGAGGGGUGGGGGGAUGAGCCGACGGUGCCCAGGAAGCUUGUGUUCAAGGCCUUCAUGCUGGCUGGGAGGCCCAGGGGCUUUGUGAAGAUAUCGGCCAGCUUGUCUUCAGUAUUUGCGUGGUCGAUGGAGAUGUCGCCCUUCAACACAUGGUCACAAAGAAAAUGA